GAAUCGGUGGAAUUGAACUGCCAGAAUAAACGUCAAGUGAUAAUCAGCUGGUGUUCGAUUCGAAGAAUUUCGUAACAGAGCAAUUGUUUUGAGCACAUAAAUACGAAAGUUAGAAAAUUAUUGUUGAGAAUAGUGCAAUGGCUUCAAAAAUUGUGGCGACCGCCACUGUGAGAGCGAUGAAAGGUCGUAGACCUAUCCGUGCGGCACUGACUCUAACCCCGGCUGCCGUUACACGAGUAAAACAACUGUUGGAAGGAAAACCCGAAUAUAUUGGACUGAAAGUCGGAGUGCGUCAAAGAGGAUGCAAUGGGUUAUCCUAUACGCUAGACUACGCUACUAGCAAAGAAAAAAUGGACGAAGAAGUUGUACAGGACGGCGUCAAAGUGUUGAUUGAUAAGAAGGCUCAACUAUCAUUGUUAGGAACAGAAAUGGACUUCAUAGAGGAUAAGCUGUCGGCGGAGUUUGUUUUUAAUAAUCCCAACAUCAAAGGAACAUGCGGAUGUGGCGAAUCGUUUAGUAUCUAAAAUUUAGAGCGUGAUUUGAAAUAUCCAAAAUCUAAAUAAACGGGCUGCUCAUUUAUUGUGCUUCAUUUCGUGGUUCGAAGCAAGAGUCGACGAUGCUUAUAGCAAACAUAGUUUAUAUGUAUUUAUUUCUAUGUAAUAGUUUACCAAAAAUAAGAAAAGUACAAGCAAAGUGUGAAAUGUAGAUACAAUACGUUUAAUUUA
Toxorhynchites rutilus septentrionalis is the source of this 725-nucleotide messenger RNA. It is a transcript of the gene MagR, whose product is annotated as iron-sulfur cluster assembly 1 homolog, mitochondrial. Gene Ontology annotation, molecular function: 2 iron, 2 sulfur cluster binding. The record is from RefSeq and is a predicted model, not a curated record. NCBI's taxonomy places the organism in Eukaryota, Metazoa, Arthropoda, Insecta, Diptera, Culicidae. Gene Ontology annotation, cellular component: mitochondrion; cytoplasm. Gene Ontology annotation, biological process: iron-sulfur cluster assembly. Bases 138 to 524 code for a protein of 128 amino acids. The transcript is spliced from 5 exons.